This is a messenger RNA of Alligator mississippiensis (American alligator), 14542 nucleotides long. RefSeq names its product ATM serine/threonine kinase (gene ATM). The transcript is spliced from 64 exons. The coding region runs from base 226 to 9459 and encodes 3077 amino acids. Gene Ontology annotation, biological process: DNA repair. Lineage: Eukaryota; Metazoa; Chordata; Crocodylia; Alligatoridae. The record is from RefSeq and is a predicted model, not a curated record. Gene Ontology annotation, molecular function: protein serine/threonine kinase activity; protein binding.
GGGUGGGGCUGCCGCGGUAACGGCCCGCGGCGGCGCGUGGCAGCGGUGGGGCCGGACUAAGGCUGCGCUCGUACGGCCGGGCCGCUCAUCAGUGCGGGGAGGCCUCCGCGCUCCCCACGGCUGCACGGCGCCGCGGCUUGACGGCUUGAGCGGGUGCGAGGCCGGGGAGGGUUUGAUGAGCUGGUUUGGCGGAUACAAGUUAUAUAUCUGCUUUUAAGCUGAACCAUGAGUCUUGUACUACAUGAUCUGCUUGUUUGCUGCCAUCAACUUGAAAAAGAUAAAGUUACAGAGCGAAGGAAAGAAAUUGAAAAGUUUAAACGACUUAUCCGUGAUUCUGAAACAAUUCAGCAGCUGGAUCGGAAUUCUGAUUCUAAACAAGGAAAACAACUUAACUGGGAUGCUGUGUUUAGAUUUCUGCAGACAUACAUCCAGAAAGAAAUGGAGAGCCUCAGGCUGGCAAAACCAAAUGUGUCUCUCUCAACACAAAGUUCCAGACAGAAAAAGAUGCAAGAGAUCGGAAGUUUAGUCAAAUACUUCAUCAGAUGUGCCAAUAAAAGAGCACCCCGAUUGAAAUGUCAAGAGCUUCUAAAUUAUAUCAUCAAAAUAGUGAGAGAUGCAUCAAGCUGCGCUGUUUAUGGAACUGACUGUAGUACCAUGCUACUAAAGGAUGUUCUUUCAGAGAGGAAAUAUUGGUGUGAAAUAUCACUACAACAGUGGUCAGAACUACUGCCCCUGUACUGCAGAUUGUAUCUCAAACCUUCCAAGGAGAUUAACAGAGUCUUGGUGGCUAGGAUAAUUCACACACUAACCAGAGGAUACUGCUUCCAAACUGAUGGACUAAAUAUCAAUAUGUUUUCCUUCUUUUCCAAAGCAAUGCAGUGUGCAAGGGAGGAGAAAAACUCUGCUGGUUUGGAUCACAUUCUUGCGGCAGUUAAUAUCUUCUGCAGUGUGUUUGCUGUGAACUGUCGUAUACAAGUUUGUAAGCUGGGUGAAGAAAUUCUUCCUAAGUUGCUUUAUGUAUGGACUCAGCAUAGACCCAAAGACUCCCUGAAGGAGCUAAUAAUUGAGUUACUUAAUCUGCAAGUUCGAAUUCAUCAUCCAAAGGGAGCAAAAAUCCAGGAAAAAGGUGCAUAUGUGUCAGCAAAAUGGCAGAGUAUCUUACACAACUUGUAUGAUCUGCUGAUGAAUGAGAUAAGUCUCAUUGGCAGUAGAGGAAAAUAUUCUUCAGGAUCACGUAACAUCGCUGUAAAGGAAAACUUAAUUGAAUUAAUGGCUGAUAUUUGUCAUCAGGUUUUUACUGAAGACACCAAAGUCCUGGAGAUAAGCCAGCCAUAUACCAUUACACAGAGAGAGGCUGGUGAUGGAACUGCACCAAGCAAACGCAGGAGGAUUGAACUGGGAUGGGAAGUAAUUCGAGGCAGUCUGCAGAGAUCACAGAAUGAUUUUGAUGUCAUACCUUGGUUACAGAUUGCAACUCGAUUGAUAUCGAAGUAUCCUAUGAGUCUUCCUACAAAUGAACUACCUCUCUUACUCACUAUACUGCACCAGCUACUGCCUCAGCAACGACGAGGGGAACGGACCCCCUAUGUGCUCAGGUGCCUUGCAGAGGUUGCUCUCUGUCAGAACCAGAAAAGUGAUUUGAAAAGCUCACUGAAUUUGGAGCUGCAGAGAAUCUGGACAAAAAUUUGGUCUCUUACAGUUCGCAGCAUAAGUUUUCAGCAAAUUGAAACAGAAAGCUUUGGGUUACUUAGAGCCAUAAUUCAAGGAAACCUGGUUGUAUUAGACAGAGAACUCUGGAAGAUGUUUUUGGGAUCUGCAUGCAAGCCUUCAAGUCCGGCUGCAUGUUGUUUGGCUUCAGUGAUGACUGCCUGUGUUGUACCAGAAACAUUGGAAGUAGGAAAAGUGCAGAAUAAUUGUGAAGGAAAUACAGGUUACCUAUUAAAAGAAGCAAUAAUGAAAUGGCUACUAUUCUGCCAUUUGGAGGAGGUGAUGGAUGACUGUAUGGAACCAUCUCCUGUACUGUGCAGUGAUUUCCCUCAUCUAGUGCUGCAGAAAAUUCUUGUGAGCCUUACUAUGAAGAACUGUAGAGCUGCAAUGACUUUUUUUCAAAAUGUUACGAAAUGUGUUCAACAUACACAAGGAGAAGUUGGGUUUUCAGAAGUUGAAGAGCUAUAUCUGCAAACAACUUUUGAUGACAUGUCCAUUUUUGCCAGUCAUACAGUGAAUGCUGCAGAUAAAAACUUGCCCAAUUUAAGAUUCACUGUCAACCAAGACCUUAGAGAAACACUGGAGCGCUAUCUUUUAGUGGUAUCAGAACAGCUUUCAAAUAUCUGUUCUUCUGAGCUUAGUACUGCAGAACACCUUGUCCGAGGUGCCAGUCUUUUGACUGGUGUUCUUGGCUGCUAUUGCCACAUUGGCACAAUAACUGAAGAGGAUGCCUGUAAGUCGGAUUUAUUUCAGAAAGCUAAAACCCUCAUGCAUUACGUUGGAGAAAGCAUUUUUCAGUCUAAAAGUAAACUAAAUGAAGAUUCAAGGAUUAUUUCAUUGAGGAAUUUGAUAACACACUGUUCCAACUGCUUAUGUAACUGUACCAAGAGCAGUCCAAGUAAGGUCUUAUCUGGCUUAUUCCAGUGUUUGUUAACAUCAAAGCUGAUGAAUGAUCUUGUAGAUAUUUGCAAACAUCUAAUGUCUUUUAAUGGAAAACCCAAUGAAACUGGAGAAGCAGAACUAAUGGAAGAUGAUCUUGAGGAGAGUACAAUGGAAGUAGAGAACCAAGUAACUGUAGACCUAUUCACUGAUCACCGUACAACUGCCAUGAGUGAGACUAAUGAGGCUGGCGAGGUACAAAACAUAACUGGUGCCAUGAGCCCAUUAGCUGAAGAACAUUUGACAAAACAAGAUUACCUACUUCUUGAAAUUCUGAGGUUCCUGUGUAUUUGUGUAACUACAUCCCAAAUUCAUACAGUUAGCUUUAGAGCUUCUGACAUACGGAGGAAGCUGUUAAUGCUCAUUGAAAAAAGUACGUUUGAUGCAAGUAAAUCACUGCAUCUACAUGUGUACUUGGUCCUUUUGAAGGAACUCCCAGUUGAAGAAAACAUGUUGCCAGAAGAAGACAUUGUUAUGCUUCUCAAGCCUCUUUCUGAUGUGUGCUCUAUGUAUCGACGAGAUCAAGAAGUGUGUAAAGCAGUUAUAAGUAAUUUACUCCCAAUAGCAGUGGGGUUGGGCCAAGCCAGUGUAAAUGCUGAAGAAACAGGAGAUGCCCAAGGACAGUUUUUAACAGUUGUUGGAGCAUUUUGGCACUUGACAAAAGAAGGGAGAUGUACAGCUCCAGUAAGGGUGGCUCUACUGAAAUGCAUGAAAGCCCUACUUGAGGCUGAUCCUUAUUCAAAGUGGGCUAUACUUCGUGUAAGAAAUGAAGAUCUUCUGGUAAGUGAAGCUUUCCCACAUUUCCUUGCAGAUAGCCACCAUCAAGUUCGCAUGCUUGCUGCAAAGUCAAUAACCAGUUUGUUCCAAGAUGUGAAGCAGAGAGAUUUGUCUGGAUUAUUGAAACCUCUUCCAUUGAAGCUUCAGCAGAAGGCUUUUGAGAAUGUAUACCUCAGAGUGCAAGAAGGAAUGAGAGAUCUGACACAGGCAAAUGCAAGCCCUGAUGAUCUGGACAAGGAAUGUAAUAGAAAAGCUGUUCUGUUGACGCUGAUAACUAUGGUUUUAUGCUGCAGUCCUGUGUGUGAAAAGCAGGCUUUGUUUGCUAUUUGCCAGUCUGUAAAAGAGAAUGGAUUAGAAGCUCAGCUCAUUAAAAAGGUUUUGGAAAGAGUGUCUGACAUUUUUGGCUAUAGAAGUAUAGAAGACUUCAUGAAUUCCCACUUAGACUAUCUGGUGCUGGAGUGGCUGAGAAUGAAAGAUAGUGGGUACACCCUAUCUGCUUUUCCUUAUGUUCUUCUGAACUACUCUAGCCUGGAGGAGUUCUACAAGUCUUGUUAUAAAGUUCUGGUUCCACACCUGGUCAUUAGAAGUCAAUUUGAAGAUGUGAAAUCCAUAGCGAACAGAAUUGAAAAAGACUGGAGGAACAUUCUUUCAGACUGCUUUCCAAAGAUACUUGUAAAUAUUCUGCCGUAUUUUGCCUAUCAGAGCAAUGGAGACAGUGAAAUAGUACUGCAAAGAGAGACAGCUUGUAAAGUUUAUGACAUGCUUACUGAUGAAGACUGCUUAGGCAAACAGCAAAUUGACAAUUUGUCUCACAGUAACUUUCCAGAGAUUGUGCUAGAGCUGUUGAUGACCUUACAUGAGCCCGCCAACACUGAGGCAGGAGAAGGAUCUCACUUAAGUAAAUUUACGGGGGACCUGGACCCUGCUCCUAAUCCUCCUCAUUUUCCAUCUUAUGUGAUCAAGGCAACCUUGGAUUAUAUUAGCAGUUGUCAUAAAGCCAAGUUAAAAAGUCUUGUAGCCGUCCUUUCUAAAAAUCCUGAUUCGUUCCAGAAAAUCCUACUAGCCAUAUGCAAACAGGCAACUGAUACAAACAAUAUUUACAAAAAACACAGAAUUCUUAUUAUUUAUCACUUGUUUGUUAAUUUGUUACUUAAAGAGAUAAAAGAUGGCUUAGGAGGAGCUUGGGCCUUUGUUCUUCGUGAUGUAAUUUAUACCCUGAUUCACCACAUCACCAACAGACCCAUUGCUGUCAGGGAUGUAUCCAUGCGCAGCUUUUCACUCUGUUGUGACCUUCUAAACCGUGUCUGCCAUGCAGCAGUCACAUAUUGUAAGGAUGCCCUAGAGAGUCAUCUUCAUGUUAUUGUAGGCACGCUAAUUCCCCUUGUUGGUGACCAACCCGAGAUUCAGGAACAGGUCCUAGAUUUGUUGAAGUACCUAGUGAUAGAUAACAAGGAUAAUGAAAACCUGUACCAAACAAUCAAGCAUCUAGAUCCUUUUCCUGAGCAUCCAGCUUUUAAAGAUUUGCGCACUACUCAACAAAAGAUCAAAUAUAGUAAAGGAUCAUAUUCACUUUUGGAGGAAAUUAACCAUUUUCUGUCAGUAAGUGUCUGUGACUCGCUGCCAUUGACAAGACUUGAAGGAUUACGUAACUUACGCAAACAGCUGGAACAACAUAAAGAUCAGAUGAGGGACCUUAUAAAAGACUUCCAAGAAAAUCCAGUGAAUUAUGUAAUUGUGAAGUUGGUAGUGAGCUUGCUACAAAUAUCCAAGAUGGCAAUUAACCACCCAGGUGAAAAGGCAGUUCUAGAGGCUGUUGGAAGUUGCUUGGGAGAAGUGGGUCCUAUUGACUUCUCAACCAUAGCUCUUCAGCAUAGUAAAAAUGUAUCAUAUUCUAAGGCAACUGAUUUAUUUGAAGAUAGAAAACUUCAGUUGGUAUUCAUAAUGCUGACUCAAAUAAAUAAUGCCUUGAUAGAUGUUUGUAUUAAUGUUCGCUCUGCUGCUGCUUCCUGUUUGAAAAACAUUUUAGCGACAAAGUCUGGUAACAAAUUUUGGGAGGCUUACAAAGACAAAGCUGAUCCCAUGUUAAUAUAUCUACAUCCUUUCAGAAUGUCCAGGAAGAAGUUUUUGGAAGUGCCAGACACUGAAAAAGAGACUCCUUCAGAAGCCAUAGAUGAUGCAAAUCUGUGGAUUCCUCAGGGUGUAAGUCAUGAGACUUGGAUAAAGAACCUGACUUGUUCAUUGCUGAAUGGUGGAGGAGUGAAAGACGAAGUUCUUCUGUUACUAAAGCCAAUGUGUGAGAUAGGAAGACAACCAAAAUAUUCUUUCUUGAUGGGCAUUCAGGUGAAAACAGACUUCUGUCAGACUUUGCUUCCGUAUUUGAUUCAUGAUAUCCUGCUUCAUGAUUCAAAUGAAUCUUGGCGCAACCUUCUAUCUGUACAUAUCCAGAGGUUUUUCACAACCUGUUGCAGAUGUGUGUUAUCCUCUAGUAGAUCAACGACACCUGCAAAUUCAGAUUCAGAACCAGAAUCCCUUGUUCGUAGAAGUUUGGAUAAAAUAUCUCGGCGAACAAUGCUUACUGUUGUUGACCACCUGAGAAGACAAAAAAGAUCUCUUUCAGGUACCAUUUUUGAUGACAGCUUCUGGUUGGAUCUAAAUUAUCUUGAGGUUGCCAUGGCAGCACAGUCUUGUUCUGCUCACUUCACAGCCUUACUCUAUGCAGAAAUCUAUGCAGACAAGAUAAACACAGACAAACAACAACAAAGAUCAGCUUUGAAAGCUUCCAAAAAUUUAAUGUUUGAAGAAGAAAGUCAAGAUCCAACUAUUGCCCGUUUGAGUGAGAAAAGUAGAGAAGAAACUGGAAUAAGUUUACAGGAUCUUCUCAUGGAAAUAUACAGAAGUAUAGGAGAGCCUGAUAGUCUCUAUGGCUGUGGGGGAGGAAGAAUAUUACAGCCUUUAGCCAGGAUAAGAACAUACGAGCAUGAGGCCGCAUGGGGAAAGGCCCUUUUAACAUAUGACCUUGAGGCAAGCCUCCCUUCGUCUGUGUGCCAAGCAGGAAUAAUAGAGGCCUUGCAGAAUUUUGGACUUUGUCAUACGCUUGCCACCUAUUUAAAAGGAUUGGAGCAUGAAAACACAGAGUGGUGUGCAGAACUAGAGGAGAUUCGCUACCAGGCAGCUUGGAGGAACAUGCAGUGGGGCCACAUCCCUUCAGUCAAAGAUGAGGCAAAAGGACCAAGUUACCAUGAAUUGUUGUAUGAUGCUCUGCAGUCUUUAAGAGAUAGAGAAUUCUCUACUUUCUAUGACAGUCUUAAGGAAGCCAGGGUGAAGGAAGUAGAGGAGCUGUGUAAAGGCAGUCUUGAGUCUGUAUAUUCAUUAUAUCCAACACUGUGUAGAUUGCAGGCAGUUGGAGAACUGGAAAACAUAGGACAGAUUUUCUCCAGAUCUGUUACUAACCAGCAACUUGCUGAGAUUUAUCUGAAGUGGCAGCGACACUCCCAGCUUCUUAAGGACAGUGACUUCUGUUUCCAGGAACCUGUCAUGGCUUUACGCACUGUAAUUCUAGAGGUCCUACUUGAGAAGGAAACAGAGAAUUGUAAAAGAGAUUGCAUCAAAGAUAUUCUCACCAAACAUUUAGUGGAGCUGUCCAAAUUGGCACGAACUGCAAAAAACACUCAGCUUCCUGAAAGAGCAAUGUUUCGGAUCAAACAGUGCAAUCCAGCUAGGUAUGGAGUCUCUGAGUGGCAACUGGAGGAAGCUCAGGUUUUCUGGGCCAAAAAAGAAGAAAGCCUUGCAUUGAGUGUUCUCAAGGACAUGAUCAAAAAAUUAGACACAGACUGGUUCCAGGUUGAGAAUGAUCCACGCCUAAGACUUAUGUAUACAGAGUGUGUGAGGUUAUGUGGUAACUGGUUGGCAGAAACAUGCUUAGAAAACCCUACUGUUAUCAUGCAGAAAUACUUAGAAAAGGCAGUGGAAGUUGCUGCAGGCCAGAGUGGAGACAGCAGUGAUGAGCUAAAGUGUGGAAAAAUGAAGGCGUUCCUCUCUUUGGCUCGUUUCUCUGAUACUCAGUACCAAAGAAUUGAAAACUACAUGAAAUCCUCAGAGUUCGAAAAUAAGCAAGCGUUGCUGAAGGCGGCCAAGGAGGAGGUUGGCCUCAUAAGGGAAUGUAAAGUUCAGACAAACAGAUACACAGUGAAGGUUCAGCGAGAGCUGGAACUCGAUGAAUGUGCAAUUAAUGCACUGAAAGAGGAUUGCAGACGCUUUUUGUGCAAAGCCAUAGAGAACUACAUCAGCUGCUUACUGAGUGGAGAAGAACAUGACAUGUGGAUCUUCCGCCUCUGCUCACUCUGGCUUGAGAACUCUGGAGUCCCUGAAGUCAAUGGGAUGAUGAAGAAAAAUGCAAAAAAGAUUCCUUCAUACAAGUUUCUUCCUCUGAUGUACCAACUGGCUGCUCGAAUGGGAACUAAGAAGAUGGGUGGUCUAGGAUUCCAUGAAGUUCUGAAUAAUCUAAUAUCUAGCAUUUCACUGGAUCACCCGCAUCACACUUUGUUCAUAAUAUUGGCUCUGGCAAAUGCCAAGAAGGAUGAACUUCUGACAAAACCAGAGACAAGAAGAAGCAGUGCAUUAGUAAAAAAUGCACCGAAAGAAAUCUCCCCGCUUGACAUGGAUCGUAUGGAGGCUGCUAACAACAUCAUUAAUAUCAUAAAAAGUAGGAAGGCUUCUAUGGUCAGAGGUGUUGAGGCACUUUGUGAUGCUUACAUCACAUUGGCAAAUUUAGAUGCUACUCCAUGGAAAUCUCAAAGAAAAGGCAUCAGUAUUCCAGCUGAGCAGCCUAUUACUAAACUAAAGAACUUGGAGGAUGUAGUUGUUCCCACCAUGGAAAUUAAGGUGGAUCCCACAGGGAAAUACGAAAAUUUGGUGACAAUAAGGUCAUUCAAGCCAGAAUUUCGCUUAGCAGGAGGCCUGAACCUGCCUAAAAUAAUUGAUUGCAUAGGCUCAGAUGGAAAAGAGAGAAGGCAGCUGGUCAAGGGCCGGGAUGAUCUGAGACAGGAUGCUGUUAUGCAGCAGGUUUUCCAGAUGUGUAAUAUGCUACUUCAGCAAAACACUGAAACCAGAAAGAGAAAGCUAACCAUCCGAAGAUACAAGGUUGUUCCCCUUUCUCAGAGAAGCGGAGUCCUUGAGUGGUGCUCAGGGACGACUCCCAUUGGCGAGUUCCUUGUGAAUCCUCAAGAAGGAGCUCACAGUAGAUACAGGCCAAAAGACUACAGUAGUUUUCAAGCUCACAAGGCUAUGAUGGAUGCCCAAAAAAAGCAUUUUGAGGAGAAGUAUAUCGUCUUUAUGGACAUCUGCAAGAAUUUUCAACCUGUGUUUCGCUACUUCUGCAUGGAAAAAUUCCUGGACCCAGCUGUUUGGUUUGAGAAGCGAUUGGCUUAUACUCGCAGUGUUGCUACAUCCUCUAUUGUUGGCUAUAUACUGGGACUUGGAGACAGACAUGUUCAGAAUAUCUUGAUUGAUGAGCAAACUGCAGAACUUGUACACAUAGAUCUGGGAGUUGCUUUUGAGCAAGGUAAAAUCCUUCCUACACCAGAAACAGUUCCUUUUAGAUUAACGAGAGACAUUGUGGAUGGAAUGGGCAUAACUGGCGUGGAGGGAGUCUUCAGAAGGUGCUGUGAGAAAACGAUGGCUGUGAUGAGAAAUUCGCAAGAAGCUUUGCUAACUAUUGUAGAGGUACUGCUGUAUGACCCCCUCUUUGACUGGACCAUGAAUCCUCUGAAAGCACUGUAUUUGCAACAGAGGCCAGAGGAUAAGGCUGACAUCAGCACCACUCUCAACGUUGAUCAUCAGCAGUGUAACAGAAAAGCCAAUGAUCAGAGUUUUAACAAAGUGGCAGAACGUGUCCUGAUGAGGCUUCAGGAGAAACUGAAAGGUGUAGAAGAAGGGAUAGUGCUCAGUGUGGGAGGACAGGUGAACCUUCUAAUACAACAGGCCAUGGACCCCAAAAACCUCAGCCGACUCUUUCCGGGGUGGAAACCUUGGGUAUGAUCUGGAAGUAUCCACUAAGUUGUAGAGCAAAUAAGCCUGUUUGAUUCUUGGGGAAAGAAUAUCGGUUAGCAUUUAAUAUGGAAAUUUCUGGAAUAUAAAUAUGAUCUCAGAAGUGAUUGUGUAGGUUUAUAAACAGUUUUGAAAUCAAUGUUUAAUUUCUUUAAUGAAUAUCCAAUUAUACUGUUAUUCUCCACAACUGUCAUCAGGAUAGUGUUCUGGUAUUCCUGUGCUGUACAAUGGAAAUUUUGUGACAUUCAAGAAAUGGUUAUUCCUCUCAAACUAGGAAUUAAGUGGCUUCUACAUGUAAAUCCUUUUAUAAAACCUUGAAUUCUUAUUAUUAGUGUUUGGCAUUUCCUAAAACUUGACUCAAACUCAGAUUACUGGUUAAGUAUCUCUACACUCUUGUACAUUUUAAAAUAAUAAUAAGACUGUAUUACCUCUACUGAGUGGAACCAUUGUAAACUAGAAAACAUGGAAUAACCAAGUGCAUUUAUAAAAGAAGCAGCACUGUAUCUUCAAGUCUGUUGUGUAGUGGUACUUGACAGAAUUCAAAACAGACCUAAAAAGAGCUUCAUAUGCAAGUUUAUUUUUCAGACUAAUAAUGCUGCAGCUACCAAUAAGAGAACAUCAUCACUGCACAAUGCCUUCUUGAUAAAUCAUCUUUGAGUCAAGUACAUUUAUAGUGCUGCUUUUUUGUUCCUUUUAGUUUAAAUUAUAUUGGCAUUUUCUUUGCAUAAACAAGGAUUUUCACAGCAUUAGCAACAAAGUUAGCUUUGUCUUCUUCAAAAAUGUACUAUGGGCUGAAACCUGACACAAAGUUCUGACCCCAAAAUAUGCAGCCUUUCAAUACUGGAGAGAAAUACAAAAUUUUAAAAUUAUAAUGUGAAUACAUAACUUGUUUACUUAAUGUGUACAGUUUUAUUUUAUAUAUUGAAUUGCAUGUCCCUUUGUUUUUUUUGAACAAUCAGAUAGUUAAUGAACAUGCACAAAGCAGGAAUCUCUUCAGACAGUUGUGUCUAUAUUAUACUUUUUAAAAUCCUGCCUGAAAUGUUUAAUGUUUAAAAAAAAUACAAAUAAAAUAUAUUAAAUUUGACACAAUCUCAAAAUCCUGAGGUUGGACUUCAGCAUUUCACUAACGUUAGUUUGUCUUGCUUUUAUCAUUUCAGUUUUUAAGUUUGUUACAUUUUUUUGUCAAUGCUUCCACAAAUUUUAUUCCGUAAUGCUGGUAGAAAUGGAAAAUGAAGGCGGAAUGAAACUAUCUUCCUAUAAGAAGAUGUUAAUUUGUAGACUGAAAAUGAAAUAGGUCAAACGGAGCAUGAAUGUUAAUGGUUUCAUAGGAAAGGAAAGGGUCAUAGCUUGCAGCCAUGGGUAAUAAGUAGAAAAACUCUGAACAGAAAAGUGCUGAUGAAGAUGUAAAACAGUUAAUGCCUAAAGUUAGGCUCCUCUAUACGUGUUCUGAUUUUCAAAUAUGAUUUCUAUUGGAGUUGGUAAGUGCUCAGCACUUCUGACUCAAGUAUUUUGUAGGGAGUGUUUAGGUACUAAUUUAAAAAGAAAAUCUUGGUCACUGGCUGUAUUACUUGAACUUUAUUAACAUUCUUAAAAAAGAAAUCACUGCAUGGGACUUCUAAAUCAAUGUAGGGUCUAGGUCCAAUGCGUAUAGAAGUAUUAGCCCAGCAAUUAUUAGUAUAUGUUAUCCCCAUUGCACCUGUUACAUAGAAUUAUUCUUUAAAGGGACAGUUUUAAUUGUUUGACCUAAAAUUUAGAUUUUGUAUUGAAAAACAAAAGAAAACAAAGAAAAAAACUAUUAAAAUUUAACCCAAAUAAAAAAAUGUUCAGCUUCAGAGAGAAUAUAUUUAAUUAUUCCACUCCAGUGUUGUGAACUCAGUAUUUUAUUGAAUGAAGAAAAGAAAAUGAAAGUAACAGUCUAUUUUACUGUCUCAGCUAAACAAAAUAGGAAUAAGAAAUAUAUAAGUAGUUUGAACUGAAUAUAGUUAGUAUGCAAGUAUGACUGUCAUAGUGACAGUUUUCCUUUUUAAGGAGGAAUACCUAAUUUUGGCAUGCUCAUACAUAAUACAUAGUGUUUUUCCAGAGAACUCAGCUGUUAAACUUAACGUUACAGUGAAGUUACCUGUCUCAAGCCAUAAUAAUACUCUUAUGACCAGGGAUCAUCAGGCAUUGAGCUUUCUCUUUGCAUGUUCUAGUACUUCUUCCUUUUUAAAGGUCAGAAUUAGAGACUGAUAUUGUAGUUAAUUUCUAGCAUAUGCAGGAUAAAAAAGUAUGACUUUUAAUAUAAAUGAGUUGGGAGAAAGUAUUUUGUUCUGAACAUUUCACUCAAAUUCAGGUCCAGUAACCUUGAAACUAAGGCUGUGAACAGAUUUGCAUUUGUAGCACUACAAGUGCCACAGCAUCUUGUUGCACUAUGAAGGGUGUUCCUAUUUUCAACCCCCACCAUCUCCCCUGCAGCUGGAGUACUGCAAAAUCUGUUGUCACUGACAAAGACUGGUGGCCACCAGUGCCUGCUGCUGGAGUGGCAACAGCAGCCCCUGUUGCUGCAGCAAACAAAGCGGCAGCCCCCAGUUCUGGCUGGACUGCAGCUCUGCUCUCUACCAGGAUGUUGUUAAGCCAAAUGCACUCCUCCUUCCCUCCCACCUUGGAAGAGUAAAGCACUGAGAUGCUUGGAGCAAAAGAUCCUCUGCAGCCCUACAUGCAAGUGUACAGAUGUUACUUGGGGGGCUGUGAGGUACAGCACCAAGGAGAAGUUCCCAUUUCAAGCAGGAGCAUGGCUGAGGCACUUGCACCAUUUUUGUAGCACCAUAGGCAGGGUGCGCAUCUGUAUGACUGCUUUUUGUAGUUCAACAAGUUUGUAUAUAAAACUACAAAUAUAACAUCUGUCUAUGACCUAAGAUCACUUGAUACCAGAGAGCCAUAUAAAAAUUGCCUAUAUUAGCACUCCAGAAAUAUGAGAAUACAUAUAAGUCUGUAUCUUUUACAUUAUAAUAUUUUCCUGGCAUGCACAUUGUUAUAUGAUUGUAAAAAAUGAAUUUAACAUGGACUGCUUCUAAGGAAUAUUUUAGGCCAGGGGGAGUCUAUGACAAUGUGAAGUGACAGGGCUGUUAAGAUUUUGAUUUGUAUUUUUUUACAAUCCAAUGCAACUUAGUUACGUAUGGGAAAUGUGUGUGUGUGUGCAGUUUCUGUUGGAUAAGUGUCUUGCCUCCAAAACUGGCCCCCUUGGGGAUAGAUCAUAGAUUUAAAUGAGUUGAGACUGAACCACUAUUAGAGAAGACUGCUGCAGAACAAGGAUUGAUCUCAGCAGGCAGAAAUGCGUGAGGAACUGAUAACUUUAACCACCAGUGUUGUCAGUCUGGAACAUUUCAUGAUCUCCCAAGACCAACAUAAACAUCAGGAUUAAUUUCCCAAUGAAAGUUAGUUAUGUGAUUUUGUUAUAUGAUCCUAUGAAACUUUGUGUAUCCAGAGUAUGUACAGUAUAUUUUAUUGAAACCCCACACUUAUUUGUUAUAAAUCACUUUUUAACAUCCCAGAAAGUUAUGCCUUUAGAAAAUACCGUUUGCAGGUGGUGAUGAAGUCUAUGCUAUGUUAUCUAUUCUGGGCUACUGAUAAUAUUCUAUGCAAAUAUAAAUGUGCUACACCUUCAAGAGCUAUAUUACAUAAUGUGCAAAAGUGUCAAUAAAGACAUCUUUCUUAAUAACGGGUGCUAGCAAUAGCUCACUGGAAUUUAAUCUGUGCCACUGUGGUAGAUGAAAGUAUGCAUACUGUUAUUAUUACUUUCACAAUUCAAAGCUGAAACAUAGUAUAAACCAGCAGUGUCAGAUUCACCUGGGGCCCCAGGUCAGAUCUGGAUGUUAGGGCUUCUUCUGGGCUGGAUUUAUUCUGGGGUGGCAGUGGCAGCAGCCACCACAGCAGCAGUGGGGCAGGAAGCCACAGGCCAGGCAGCUGCUUCCUGUGGUAGAGGUACAUAAGCAAACACAGGCAAGGCAGCCUCAAGGUGGCUAGAGUAGCCAAAGUCCAUGUCCACCGGGCUCCUUGAUUUCACAGCAGGGCACACCCACCACUGGCCACACAUACCACCAGCCACACCCCCGGUUUAGCACAAUCUGUAUUACGGUAUUAGCAAAAUCUGAGCAAUACAUCUCUAAAUGAAAACACAGAUCCCAAAUACAAAAAUAUUGUCAAAAUGAUGUUUUUAUAAGUUCUUUGCUUCUAGAACAGUAACCUUCAAUAUACUGUGUUUACCUAAAUCCAAAAGCUCCGCUUAUUAGGGGUGCACCGACAGAGAUUUUUGGGGCCAAUACUGAUAGCCAAUUUUUAAGGAGGCAUAUCAGCUGAUACCAAUCUGAUUUCCGAUACCAACCCAGCAACUUGAACAGCUGCUUGUAGCUGGUAAGUCUGGUGUGGUGGAAGGGGAGGGGGAAGGGAAAGGGGCUGGUGGCAGGAUAGAUCAAGGUCCCUGUGGUGAAGGAGGAGUGGGGCUGGGGCAAGCGCUGCCCAGCCAGGGUAGGGUGGAUACAGGACAGAACCACGGCUAGUCCAGUGGCUCCUGCUGCUGCUCCCACCACUCGCCCAGGAGGACAUAGGGGAUGUGUGCCCCCAGAUUUGCAUGGGGAGAGCUGGGGCCGGGGCUCCACCAAGUUCCUCCCAGCAGAGCAGGGCUGAACUCCAGUGGGCAAUGGCAGCACUGGGAGGGGGCUAUCCCAGCUAGUUGCGUGGGGGGGGGGGGGGGUGCUACUCUGUCCCUGCCCAUCCAUGCAUACCUCCAGUUAAAAACCCCUAUUCUAAAAGUACGAUUAAACUUAGAUGGUGAUCACUCACUGUCUUUUAUUUUUUAUCUGUGUUUAAGCGAUAAAACCCAGCACACUGGAACUACAGUACUUAAAAAAUUCUGUUGUGUGAGAGGUGGGGAAAUGAAUUAUAUUUUCCUCUGGGAUUCACACAACUUUGGGAAACCAGCUCAUCUGUACUAUUAUAAAACAUACCAUGGUAGUAUUGCUUUAUUUUUGCACUUUAUACUGUACUGUUGUUAAAAAUAAAGAAUAAAAAUAGUCUGAUUUUCUAUCAGUGAAAGAUU